This is a messenger RNA of Closterium sp. NIES-67, 406 nucleotides long. NCBI's taxonomy places the organism in Eukaryota, Viridiplantae, Streptophyta, Zygnematophyceae, Desmidiales, Closteriaceae. The record is from the annotation of a GenBank genome assembly.
CUUUCUCACCUUUUGUGCAGCAGCCGCAGUCACAACACCAGCAGCAGCAUCCGUUUUACAUCUUGGGUCGUUCCCCUGCUCAGCAACAGCAACAACAACAACAACAACAACAGCCACAACAGUUUCAGCAACAGCAGCAACAGCAACAACAAUAGCAGCAACAGCAACAGUCACAACAACCGGGUAUUAUUUUUCAACCGCCAAAUUUUCUUAACAGCCCCGCGACGGUGGGACGACCUAGAAGGCUAGCUUAGCUAGGAAGCUAGGAAAGGCAUGAGGUUUAGCUAGGAGGAGCCAUGAAGUGGCGUGAGGUUUAGGAAGGAGAAAAGAAGCUAGGAAAGGCAUGAGGUUUAGCUAGGAGGAGCCAUGAAGUGGCGUGAGGUUUAGGAAGGAGAAAAGUUGAGGA